AUGAAAGACUUGAGGAAGCUGAAAUUUUUCUUAGGGAUUGAAGUAGCCAGAAACUCGAAUGGUAUUUUCUUGUGUCAACGUAAGUAUGCGUUGGAUGUAAUUUCAGAAGUUGGAUUACUGGGUUGCAAGCCAGCUAAAACUCCUCUUGAACAAAAUCACAAGCUGGCCCUUACCGAGAGCGAUGAUGUGGAUGACCCUGCUCAGUAUAGGCGUCUGGUGGGACGGCUUAUUUAUCUAAUAAUAACUCGGUCGGAGCUGUCUUAUUGUGUGCAUAUUCUUGCUCAGUUCAUGCAACAACCGAAGAAAGCUCAUUGGGAGGCAGCUGUUAGAGUUGUGCAUUAUUUGAAAGGAAAUCCAGGUCAGGGUAUACUACUGCAUGCCAAUUGUGAUCUCAAAUUGUCCACUUACUGUGAUUCUGAUUGGGCUAGCUGUCCUUUAACGAGACAGUCUUUGAUUGGUUAUCUUGUUCUUUUGGGUGAAUCCCCUAUCUCGUGGAAGACUAAAAAGCAAUAG
Messenger RNA from Hevea brasiliensis (rubber tree), 513 nucleotides. RefSeq lists its product as uncharacterized. The coding region runs from base 1 to 513 and encodes 170 amino acids. The record is from RefSeq and is a predicted model, not a curated record. The transcript has a single exon. NCBI's taxonomy places the organism in Eukaryota, Viridiplantae, Streptophyta, Magnoliopsida, Malpighiales, Euphorbiaceae.